Messenger RNA from Brassica rapa (field mustard), 6026 nucleotides. Its product is annotated as zinc finger CCCH domain-containing protein 19. The record is from RefSeq and is a predicted model, not a curated record. Gene Ontology annotation, molecular function: RNA polymerase II C-terminal domain phosphoserine binding; DNA binding; metal ion binding. NCBI's taxonomy places the organism in Eukaryota, Viridiplantae, Streptophyta, Magnoliopsida, Brassicales, Brassicaceae. Gene Ontology annotation, cellular component: Cdc73/Paf1 complex.
CCCCAAAAUCAUCGCUCUAGAAAACCCUAAAAAAGCUUUCAGAUCUUUUCCUCUUCUCAAUUUGUGAAUUUAUGGACCACUGUUGUAGCCGGCGAAGCUGAUCCCUAUUUAUCGCUUUAUGGAUUCCGACUCGGCGAAAGCUUCCGUUGAGUCGAUGCGUGAUGACCCUAAAUGUAUUCACGUUUCGAACGACCCUAAUCUCGCAGGAACGUGCGGCGAAUCUUCCGUUGCCGCCGAGGAAGGCGGCGGGUGCGAUGGAGCUACGGGUGCGAAAGGAAUUGAUGCGGUUGACACCGCCGCUGCGGUUUUGAAUCCCGUCGCUGAGAUGAGUGGUGUGGUUGAUGCCGUUGUUUCCGCAGACCUGUCUCCGGUGGCCGCGGAGGGAGGCGGAGAAGAGGAUGCGAGUUUCAUUGCUCAGGAGUGCGGUUCCUUGGAUUUGGUUGGUGGUGGCGCUGCGGUGGAGGUGGUUUCUCCGGUGGUUGGUGAAGGAGGAGAAGAGGACCGCGCGGCUGAGCAGAGUGACUCAGCAGCUAAUUUGUUAGGGUUAGGUUGUGAAAAGGUUUCGAUUUCAGGAGACAAUCUCGAGGAAAGCAAAGAAGAAGAGCCUUCAGCUUCUGAGGUAAACGGAGAUGAUUCUCUGAGAGAGGGAAGCCAAGAGGUAGUUUGUGGAGGUAUGGCCGAUGAGAAGAGUAGUCAGGCGAUAGAGAGUAAGCUUGAUGUCAUGGAGGAGGACACUGCAGCUCAAGCUGCCUCCUUGGAAGAUAUAGUUAGUGUUGACAUAGAUAUUCCCGAUGUUAAAGAUGUAGCUAGCGUGGCUGGUUUUACUGAAAUUUCAUCUCAAGAUAAAGGUUUAGGCGAUUCAGUUCCUUUAGAGCAAGAGCCAUUAAAAGAGUUGCAAAUUGUUGAAGAAGCUAAAGAUCUGACAGAUGGAGAUGCAAAAGAAGACAUGGAUGUCGCAGAAGGUGCUAUGGGUAAUCUGAUGACCGAGGAGGAAGAAAAGCCUGAUGAUAUUACUGUGUUGGAGAUCAAAACUAAGCCCCAAGAUGUGGAUGAUGUGGCUAAUGAGGGUUCAGAAAAAAAUGAGACUCGAGUGGGUGAAUCGUCUGUAGAUAAGGAAACUGUUAUGGAUGAUGUCAAAGAAGAUGUUGAGAAGGACCCAGAAGCUGGUAAAUCAGUGGACAUGCAUGUACCAGAGUCUGCAGAAGAAGUGGAAACAUAUGUUAAAUAUGGUGAUGGGAUAGAGGAAGAAGGUGAAGGAAUGGCUUGUGUAGGUGAAGCAGAACAGACAGUUGAUUUGGAGGAAACCCAAAAACUAUCUGAGGAACUGGCUAAAGUAGACGAAACAAAGAUUGCUGAAGCAUCUGAAGAAAUAGGGACAGUGAUCAGACAUGGGGAUGACAUGACUGAUAUGACGGAAGAUGUGAAAAUCCAUGGAAACUCCUCGGUAGCUGAUAUUGAGGGCGGGAGGGAAGAUCUUGAAGAGAUGGGAGUAACAGAAGCACUGGAGGAGACUGUUAUGGAUAAAGUGGAGGGAACAAAAAUUGCUGAAGUCUCAGAAGAAACAGAAACAAGGAUCGAAGAUGAGGAUCAGGAAAAGGAUGAUGACAUGACUGAUGUGAAAACGCAUGCAGACUCCUUGGUGGCUGAUAUUGAGGAGGGGAAGGAAAUUCAGGAAGAGAUGGGAUUAGCAGAUAUGACAGAGACACAGGAGGAGACUGUUGAGGGUAAAGCAGUCAGAACAAAAGUUGCUGAAGCAUCAGAAGAAACAGAGACAAGGUCCGUAGAUGUGGAUCAGGAGAAAGAUGAAAACAUGAUGGAUGUGAAAACUCUUGGAGACUCAUCGGUAGCUGAUACUGAGGAGGAGAAGAAAAGACAGGAGGAGAUGGGAAUGGCAGAAAUGACAGAGACACAAGAGGAGACUGUUGAGGGUAAAGUAGACGGAACAAAAGCUUCUGAACUGUCAGAAGAAACAGAGGCAAGGACCGAAGAUGAGGAUGAGGAGAAAGAUGAAAACAUGACUGAUGCGGAAACGCAUGUAGACUCCUCAUUAGCUGAUAUAGAGGAGGGGAAGGAAAGUCAGGAAGAGAUAGAAAUGACAGAACUAUCAGCGACACAGGAUGAGAGUGUAACGGCUGAGACGGGGGAUGAAGAUGCAGAGGACGUCGAGGAAGAAAAUAAGGGUGUUGGAGGAAAGAGGAAGCGGGUGAGAAAUACAAAGACAGGAAAGAAAAAAGAGGAAGAUGUUUGUUUCAUAUGCUUUGAUGGGGGUGACCUUGUCCUUUGUGACCGCAGGGGAUGCCCAAAAGCUUACCACCCUUCCUGUGUAAAUCAAGACGAGGAUUUUUUCCGGUCAAAGGGUAAAUGGAACUGUGGAUGGCACCAGUGUAGCAAAUGUGAGAAAACUGCGACAUACUUGUGCUACACAUGUGUGUUUUCAUUAUGCAAGGGCUGCGCCAAGGAUGCUGUCUUUUUUUGCAUAAGAGGUAAUAAGGGUUUCUGUGAAACAUGCAUGGAGACAAUCAAGUUGAUAGAAAGAGAGGAGCAGGAAAAGAAGGAGCCGGCGCAGUUGGAUUUUGACGACAAGACCAGCUGGGAAUCUCUCUUCAAGGAUUACUGGAUUGAUUUGAAAACGCAGCUAUCUAUAAGUCCAGAGGAACUUGAUCAGGCUAAGAGCCCACAGAAAGGAAAUAAGUCUAAUGCUGGUAAACAGGGAACAGCCAGGGAGAUUGACUAUGGAACUGAUGAAGGAUCAGAUUCGGAUAGUUCUCCCAAAAAGAGGAAGACCAGAAGUCGAUCGAAGUCUGGUUCUGCGGAGAAAAACCAAUCUCCAGCUAAUAAAAGCUCGUCAGGUGAAACGUGGGCUUCCAAGGAACUUUUGGAUGUUGUCGCUCACAUGAGACGUGGUGACAGAUCUUUCUUACCUUCCACAGAAGUACACGCGCUCCUGCUGGAUUAUAUAAAAAAAUAUAAUCUUCGUGAUCCCCGUCGUAAAAGCCAAGUUGUUUGUGACUCCAGGCUUAAGAAUUUGUUCGGGAAAUCUCAUGUUGGGCACUUUGAGAUGUUAAAUAUCCUUGAUACCCAUUUCCUUGAUAAAGAGCAGCAGCAGGCAGAUAAUAUUCAAGGUAGCAUUGUUGAUACAGACCCUGACUAUGUGGAUCUUGAUGAAAACGUGGACCAUCCAGUGAAAAGUGCGAAGGAUAAGAAACGUAAAACACGUAAAAAGGGUGCAAGGAAAGGGCGUCAAUCCAAUCUUGAUGAUUUUGCCGCUGUUGAUAUGCACAACAUCAAUUUGAUAUACUUGAGGCGGAGCUUGGUGGAAGAUCUACUUGAAGAUUCUACAGCGUUCGAAGAAAAAGUAGCUAGUGCAUUUGUUAGGUUAAGGAUAUCUGGAAAUCAAAAGCAAGAUUUAUAUCGACUGGUUCAAGUUGUUGGCACAAGCAAAGCUCCUGAACCCUAUAAAGUUGGCAAAAAAACAACAGACUAUGUACUUGAGAUAUUAAACUUGGACAAAACAGAAGUGAUAUCCAUCGACAUUAUAUCAAAUCAAGAUUUCACUGAGGAUGAAUGCAAUCGUCUAAGGCAGAGCAUAAAAUGUGGAUUAAUCAACAGGCUGACAGUGGGUGAUAUACAAGAAAAGGCCAUAGCGCUGCAGGAAGUGAGGGUAAAAAACUUGUUGGACGCAGAGAUCCUACGUUUCAGUCAUUUGCGUGAUCGUGCUAGCGACAUGGGCCACAGAAAAGAGCUGCGAGAAUGUGUUGAGAAAGUGCAACUGCUGAAGUCUCCAGAGGAACGGCAGCGUAGGCUAGAAGAAAUUCCAGAAAUACAUGCUGAUCCCAAGAUGGACCCAGAUUAUGAGUCCGAAGACGAAGAUGAAAAAGAAGAAAAAGAAAAAGAGAAAAGUCUGAGGAGACGAAGUAGUAGCUUCAACAGAAGAGGAAGAGACCCGAUAUCUCCACGAAAGGGAGGAUUUAGUUCCAAUGAAUCAUGGACUGGCACAAGUAACUACUCAAGCACAAGUGCAAAUCGUGAGUUAAGCAGAAGUUACUCUGGUAGAGGCUCUAAUGGAAGAGGGGAUUAUCUUGGUAGUUCUGACGACAAGGUUAGUGAUAGUCUGUGGAAUUCAGGUAGAGAAAGAGAAAAAGACAUGCAACAAUAUUUAGGCACUGAGAAGCCGAGAACUGUUUCUCUCCCCGAACCUCCUCCCAGAAGUUCCCGUGCUGUUGCGCCACCAGAAUUGUCUCCUAGAAUUGCCCCCGUAAUCUCAACGCCACCUCCUCCUGUUGUUCCGCAGCCUGCUCCCAAGUCAAAUGAGUCAGAGAAAAUGUGGCAUUACAAGGACCCAUCUGGUAAAGUUCAAGGGCCUUUUUCAAUGGCGCAGCUCCGUAAGUGGAACAACACUGGGUACUUCCCUGCUAAGUUGGAAAUCUGGAAAGCCAACGAGUCAUCGUUGGACUCUGUUCUCCUGACUGAUGCAUUGGCUGGGCUGUUUCAGAAGCAAGGCCAGUCGGUGGAUAAUAGCUACACGAAAGCUUAUUCUGGUCAAUCAAGCCAAUCUGAACCCAAUAUAGGUUCUUCUGCUAGGACCGCUCCAUCAGUCCUUGACAUUCCCAAGAAUUCUCAGGAUACUUGGAGUUCAGGUGGAAGCCUUCCAUCGCCUACUCCGACUCAAAUGACAACCCCAACGGCAAAAAGGAGAAGUUUUGAGAGCAGAUGGUCUCCAACCAAGCCUUCUGCGCAGUCAGCUGUUCAGUCGAUGAGUUUUCCUUCAGCACAAUCUGUCCCGAGUCAAGCUUCAAGGACAGAUAUCCCUGUGGUUGUAAACACUGCUAGUGCAUUGCAGCCUGGAACCCACCCAAUUCCAACACCAGAUCGGGCUAACGUUUCUGUUAAUCACUAUGGUUCUUCUGGUCCUCUUCCAUCUCCAACACCGGUAGGCGGAAUGCAAAGCUGGGGUAACAUGCAGACGGAUAAAUUUGAUUUACAUGGUCGUGGUAGAGGUGAUGCUCCAUUUUCUUCUCAGAAUAGUUCUGCGUCUUAUGGCACCACAACUCCAAGUGCUCUCACCUCGCAAAGUCAACCAGGGUUUCCAGCAUCUGAUCCAUGGAGAGCUCCCGUUCCAAGCCAAUCAAAUACUCAGACUCAGGCACCAGCAUGGGCUAUGAACACCAGUCAAAACUCAGGACAACCUCAGGCUCCAACAAACCAAAACAGCAGCUGGGGUCAAGCGACUGUUGUAAAUCCAAACAUGGGAUGGGCUGGUCCUCCUCAAGCUGGAAUGAGCGUAAACUGGGCUGCAUCUUCGGUUCCACCAACUGGUCAGGGAAUGCCUAAUCCUGGAUGGGGCGGGCCCGCCCAAGUACAACAACCACAAGCUUAUCCAAACUCCGGGUGGGGUGUAACAGGUCAAGCUCAAUCCCAAGCCCAAGUUCAAGCUCCAGGGAGUAGUACAAGCUCUGGAUGGAUGCAGACAGGUCAAGGGAUGCAGUCUGGGAACAGUAAUCAAAACUGGGGAACUCAAAACCAGACAGCAAUGCCAAGCGGUGGCUCAGGAGGGAACCAAACUGGUUACUGGGGAAACCAACAGAACCAGAAUGGAGAUUCUGGGUAUGGUUGGAAUAGGCAGUCAAGUGGAAGUGGUGGGCAUAAUAACAACUUCAAAGGGCAAAGAGUAUGCAAGUUUCAUCGAGAAAAUGGAAAUUGCAGGAAAGGAGCAGCCUGCACUUACCUCCACAACUAAACCAGCUUUUCUCAAUCUCCUUCUGUUUUUGGGUGAUGUUUGCUGCAUCCUAAAAAGCAGUUUUAGGCGUUUUAGACACACUAUGCACAAGAGUCUUUUGUUGAGAGCCUUUCACUCAGAAUUAGCUUGACAUGUUUCUUUGUUUUUGGGGUUUAAGGGCUUAGUACUGAAAUGUCGUGGUGGUGAAUAUGGUGGUAGAGAAUAUCCCUCUUGCAUAUAGUAUUUGCUAGACCAACUAUAUGUUUUCUAUCAGUAAACCUCUCUUUAGGAAAGUCUUAAUUCACCCCCA